GUUGUAGGUCAAAGGUUAUCCAUUGACUGUAGCAUGCGAUUGGCUGACUCUUAAUGUUAUGAAACUCUAUUGGACAGACCAACACACGCCUUUCGACAGUCUGAAAGAGCACAAGAGACAAGGUGAUCCAUGUGCAUCUGAUUGAGUCAACAGUAAGCAUGCUGACAGCACAGAGGGCGUGUGCAGCGAUGGCUGUCCGGCACCUGGUUAGAGCUUCUGUGUCCGCAGCACACACACACCGUUCCCUGAUCCACACUUCCCUACCGUGUCAGGACCAGGUAGAACUGCAUCCCGAAUGGGCCAGCCUGGCUAAGAAGCAGCUGAAGGGGAAGAACCCACAAGAUCUGAUUUGGCACACACCUGAGGGACUUGACAUCAAGCCUGUGUACACCCAAGCAGACUCAGCUGGCAGGGCUGAUGAAUUGCCAGGGGUGUUUCCGUACACUAGGGGGCCCUAUCCCACCAUGUACACCUACAGACCUUGGACUAUAAGGCAGUAUGCUGGUUUUAGUACUGUGGAGGAGAGCAACAAGUUCUAUAAAGAUAACAUCAAAGCUGGACAGCAGGGUCUCUCCGUGGCUUUUGACCUCCCUACGCACCGCGGCUAUGACUCAGACAACCCCCGAGUCCACGGAGAUGUCGGCAUGGCUGGAGUUGCUAUAGACACAGUUGAAGACAUGAAGAUGCUUUUUGAUGGAAUCCCGCUGGAGAAGAUGUCUGUUUCAAUGACCAUGAAUGGAGCUGUUAUCCCUGUGUUGGCGAUGUUCAUUGUGACUGGAGAGGAGCAGGGCGUGCCUAAAGCCAAGCUAACUGGCACCAUUCAGAAUGAUAUUUUGAAGGAGUUUAUGGUACGCAACACCUAUAUUUUCCCCCCGGAACCUUCCAUGCACGCCAUUGCCGACAUCUUUGCUUAUACCUCCAAGCACAUGCCCAAAUUCAACUCCAUAUCCAUCAGUGGCUACCAUCUUCAGGAAGCUGGAGCCGAUGCCAUCCUGGAAGUAGCCUACACCAUUGCGAAUGGCCUCGAGUACUGCCGCACUGGUCUAAAAGCAGGUUUAACCAUUGAUGAGUUUGCCCCAAGAUUGUCAUUCUUCUGGGGUAUUGGGAUGAAUUUCUACAUGGAAAUUGCCAAGCUGAGGGCAGGCAGGAGGUUAUGGGCCACACUCAUUAAAGAGAACUUCCAGCCUAAGAAUGCCAAGUCCCUCCUCCUUCGCACACACUGCCAGACUUCAGGCUGGUCUCUCACCGAACAAGAUCCCUACAACAAUGUGAUCCGUACGGUGAUUGAGGCCAUGGCAGCUGUCUUUGGGGGGACACAGUCACUCCACACCAACUCGUUCGAUGAGGCCUUGGGCUUGCCUACAGUGAAGAGCGCUCGCAUUGCCAGGAACACCCAGAUCAUCAUCCAGGAAGAAUCAGGCAUCCCCAAAGUGGCUGACCCCUGGGGAGGCUCACACAUGAUGGAGGCUCUCACAGAUGACAUCUACAACACAGCUUUGAAGUUCAUUAAAGACAUUGAAGACAUGGGAGGUAUGGCAAAGGCUGUGGCAGAGGGCAUUCCAAAACUUCGUAUUGAGGAGUGUGCUGCUCGCAGACAGGCCCGCAUUGACUCAGGAUCCGAGGUCAUUGUUGGGGUGAACAAGUACCGCUUAGAAAAAGAGGAGACUGUGGAGGUGCUGGCUAUAGAUAAUACUGCUGUACGUGAGAAACAGAUUGAAAAACUGAAAAAGGUGAGACAGAGUCGUGACCCUGAGGCAGCGAAGAAGUGCCUGGCAGCCAUCGAGGAGUGUGCUCGAACCAGGGAGGGCAACCUUUUAGCCCUGGCUGUGGAGGCAGCACGAGCCAGAUGUUCAGUUGGUGAGAUAACUGAUGCCAUGAAGGCAGUGUUUGGUGAACACAAGGCCAGUACCAGGAUGGUGAGCGGUGCUUACCGCAGCGAGUUCGGGGAGCACGAAGAGAUCACCUUGGCUCACAAAAGAGUUGCAGACUUUAAGAAGCAUGAGGGCAGGAACCCUCGACUCCUGGUGGCAAAGAUGGGGCAGGAUGGUCAUGACAGGGGUGCCAAAGUCAUUGCCACAGGGUUUGCUGACCUGGGCUUUGAUGUGGACAUCGGACCACUGUUUCAGACUCCCCUUGAGGUUGCUCAGCAGGCGGUCGAUGCAGAUGUUCACUGUGUCGGGGUCAGCACUCUUGCUGCAGGACACAAGACUCUUGUCCCAGAGCUCAUAAAGGAACUGCACAAGCUCAACAGGCCAGAUAUCCUGGUCAUCUGUGGAGGCGUUAUCCCACCACAGGACUAUGAGUUCUUGUACCAGAGCGGUGUGUGCGCCAUCUUUGGCCCAGGGACGAGGAUUCCACAAGCUGCAGUGGAGGUUAUUGACAACAUUGAGAAGAGCCUGGAAAACAUCCGCCAGGCCAUGUGAUUUAAAAAAAAAAAAACUCAAAACAAAACAAAAAGCAUCUUAAAGAGCUCUAUUCAUAUUGUAUCCAAAACAAAGUCACAACACAACGUGGGAGCUCUCUGAGUAAAAUCUGUUUGACGUGUUAUGUAAGAUUGCAGAAGAAAGCAUGUCAUUCCCCACUGUGAGAAUACAACAUGUACAGCAGAUAAAGCUGAUUAAAAACCUCUUGGGGUGUCUUGACUGUGUUAGCACUGCAUUCUCUGUAUAUCAGCUUUGAUUUGAAUUACUAAUAGUGUCCUCACAGUUUGCCAUUUACACAGUGCUUAGAUUUGUUAAUUGACGGUAUCACUCUGUCACACGUAGCGUCUUCAGUUGGAUAAAUGGUGAUUUUAUUUAUUCCUUCACUCUUUGAGUAAUUAAUUCAUGCCUAUGCAUAAAUUCCAUUGGUUACAGGGUUCUGAAAGUUCUGUGAAGGAUCAGAAAUACUUUUUGACAUAAAUCAGACUAUUUUAGGACUGUGACCCACACUUUACAAACAGUAAGUCAUGCACUACAUAAUAGUGCCUUGUGAUAAAUAGUUUGGCUUGAGAUUAGCAGAGCAGAGCAUUUUUUAAAAAACAUUACAGCACAGUGCUACUGCAAAUGUAAUGCUUUUAUUGUGAAAUCUGUGUCUAAUUUGAAAACAGACCGACAUUCACUUCAAAGCAAACCUUCCUUACUUCUGCCUUUAUGUUAAUGGUUAUUAUGAUUUAGAACUUUAGAAGAGGUGAAGCUUCCAAGAAAAAAAAAAACAAACAAACGUGAAACAGUGAUUGCAAUUUACGAAAUAUUUUUCUACAUGUGAUAGAGAAUCAAGCUCUCUUGGUCUAAAUAAAGUAUCAGAACUUUUGAAA
Molecule: messenger RNA, 3295 nt
Organism: Scatophagus argus
Lineage: Eukaryota; Metazoa; Chordata; Actinopteri; Scatophagidae
Gene: mmut
Product: methylmalonyl CoA mutase
Exons: 13
Coding region: 159-2423 (754 amino acids)
Cellular component (GO): mitochondrion
Molecular function (GO): methylmalonyl-CoA mutase activity; cobalamin binding; metal ion binding
Source: RefSeq, a predicted model, not a curated record